AUGCAAUUACAAAACCUUUUACCACUAGCUUUAAUGCUAGUCAAUAGUUUCAACGUUGCCGAAGCUAAAGUUCAUACUGCAAAGCUUCACAAACGUGACUUAUCGGAAGGUGCCAGCGAAAUUAACUUCCAACAACAUAUUGCUCAACUAGGUCACAAGUAUCUAACUACAUUUGAAAGAGCUUACCCAGAAGUUGCAUUCUCUAGAGAACAUCCAUUCUUUUCUGAAGGUUCCGGUCAUAAUGUUCCUUUGGCUAACUAUAUGAAUGCUCAAUAUUAUGCCGAUAUUACCAUUGGUACCCCUCCACAAAGCUUUAAAGUUGUCUUGGAUACUGGUUCUUCCAACUUAUGGGUUCCAAGUUCUGAAUGUAACUCUAUUGCCUGUUUCUUACAUUCCAAGUAUGAUCAUUCCGUAUCUUCUACUUAUAAGAAGAAUGGAACUGAUUUUGCUAUUCAAUACGGUUCUGGUUCAUUGGAAGGUUAUGUUUCUCAAGAUUUGAUUACCAUCGGUGACCUAACCAUUCCAAAACAAGAUUUCGCUGAAGCUACAAAUGAACCAGGCUUGGCAUUUGCCUUUGGUAAAUUUGACGGUAUCUUAGGUCUUGCUUAUGACUCUAUCUCGGUCAACAAGAUGGUUCCACCAUUUUAUAAUGCUAUCAAUCAAGAUAUUGUUGAUGAGGCUAGAUUUGCCUUCUAUUUAGGUGACAGCUCUGACGAAAAUGCCGAUGGUGGUGAAGCCACUUUUGGUGGUAUUGACAAGAGUAAAUUCACUGGUGACAUUACUUGGUUACCUGUUCGUCGUAAGGCUUACUGGGAAGUUAAGUUCGACGCCAUUGGUCUAGGUGAAGAAUUCGCCAAAUUAGAAAACCAUGGUGCUGCUAUCGAUACCGGUACUUCUUUGAUCACUCUGCCAUCUGAUCUUGCUGAAGUUAUUAAUGCUCAAAUUGGUGCUAAGAAGGGUUGGACUGGUCAAUACACCGUUGAUUGUGCAACAAGAGGUAGCUUACCAAACUUAAGUUUCAAGUUUAAUGGUAAAGUCUUUACUAUUUCUCCAUUUGAUUACACACUAGAGGUCUCCGGUUCUUGUAUCUCUGCUAUCACUCCAAUGGAUUUCCCAGAACCAGUUGGUCCAUUAGCCAUCAUCGGUGAUGCUUUCUUACGCAGAUACUACUCCAUCUACGAUGUUGAAAACAAUGCUGUUGGUCUAGCCAAUGCCGUGUAG
Maudiozyma barnettii is the source of this 1221-nucleotide messenger RNA. RefSeq names its product proteinase A (gene PEP4). NCBI's taxonomy places the organism in Eukaryota, Fungi, Ascomycota, Saccharomycetes, Saccharomycetales, Saccharomycetaceae. Bases 1 to 1221 code for a protein of 406 amino acids. The record is from RefSeq and is a predicted model, not a curated record. Gene Ontology annotation, molecular function: aspartic-type endopeptidase activity. The transcript has a single exon. Gene Ontology annotation, cellular component: fungal-type vacuole.